ACCCUCGUUUAAGUCUUUAACAGUAGAUAAGUAAACACUUCUCACUUACAAACCCAAAGCCCAAAACCCCUAACAAAGAACCUCACAGCAUUUCCGAAAAUCCUUUGCCAUUUUUUGCAAUCUCCGAUGGCCUCAGCAGCCGCCGCCAGAUCCAUAUUCCGGUCAUGCUCCGGCUCCGCUCGCGGCGCUGCGGCUCGUCUCGCUCCCCAAGCUACAUCUACAGCUAAAACGGCUCGCUCUCCCUUUCGCAUCCCAAACAAAAAUUCUCUCUCUAAUUCCGCUCUCAGGUGUCCUGUUCAAACGAGUUUUUGUGUGGAGUCAAUGCUGCCAUACCACACUGCGACUGCAUCGGCUUUGAUGACAUCAAUGCUCUCAAUCUCUGGUGGCACUUACGGUUGGCUCCCAGAUGCUUGCAAUGAUGAUUUGUGAUGAAUGUCCAAUGGGUUCAGAAGAAGUUUUGUCUGAAGUUAUUGCAUUCUAAGAGGGCGCUGAUAAGUUAGAAGUAUUAAAUGAGAGGCCUACUGGACAAUUCUGUUCUGAAAAAUUUUCUUUUCUUUUUUAUCCUUCUUUAUCUGGCUUGAGUCUAAGCCUAUGAGAAUUUCAUGUAUAAAUUUGAAAAGAUUGCUAAUUACCUUUUUCACCCUGAUGGCAUUGAAUCAUGUCAAACAGAUGUCUAUUUUUUGUUUUUUAUUUAUGCAAGUUUAUUAUCACAUAUAUAGCAGGAGCUGUAGUGUAGGUAUCUUCUUGAUAAAUGUGAUGAACUGGAAAAAACUUGAAAGGUCCUCCCAUGAUGAACCUGUACUAGUACCUCAGUCUAAUUCUCCGAAUACUACUGAUUGAUAUUAGGGUUGAAAACUGGGAAGGAACAUUCAACUGGUCAAGUAGUUAUACAUUUGCAAUGCAGUUAGCUUAUGGUGGCAGUCCUGUCCUAAAACUCUUAGGACCAAAGAUUCAAAGAAGUAAAAAGUCCAUAUAUAUAUGUGUGUCUGUAUGUAGAUUGAUAACAAUGACAGGAAUUGUCAUCAUAAAUUUUGAUGCUACUUUUUUCGGGUGAUCUGUUUUAACUUUUAAGGUUGCAAGGAUUAUUACUAUAUAAAUAUUACUA
This is a messenger RNA of Quercus lobata, 1105 nucleotides long. Its product is annotated as protein NUCLEAR FUSION DEFECTIVE 6, chloroplastic/mitochondrial-like. The record is from RefSeq and is a predicted model, not a curated record. The transcript is spliced from 3 exons. Gene Ontology annotation, cellular component: mitochondrion. Lineage: Eukaryota; Viridiplantae; Streptophyta; Magnoliopsida; Fagales; Fagaceae. The coding region runs from base 127 to 429 and encodes 100 amino acids.